Hippocampus comes (tiger tail seahorse) is the source of this 4972-nucleotide messenger RNA. RefSeq names its product collagen alpha-4(VI) chain-like. Bases 53 to 4831 code for a protein of 1592 amino acids. The record is from RefSeq and is a predicted model, not a curated record. The transcript has 34 exons. Lineage: Eukaryota; Metazoa; Chordata; Actinopteri; Syngnathiformes; Syngnathidae.
AGUCAUUUCUGAAAGCGUCCUUCCUGAGAGACAUCAGGUGUUUGGCUCAGAAAUGGAUCGGUUUCUUUGUUUUUUCUUUUUGUUGGCGUCUGUAGCGCUGAUUAAUGGCCAGGUCAUCCCAGAUAUUAUUGCCAUCAGCCAAGGCGAUGUCAUCCCAGAAAUUAUUGCCCACAGCCAAGGUACCUCUGCCAGCAGCCAAGUUACUACUGCCAGCAGCCUAGAUACGACUGCCAGCACCCAAGUCACUGGCAGCACAGUGACCGGCACUGACGCAUGUGUGGAUGCCAAAGUGGCUGAUGUGGUCUUCUUGGUGGACAGUUCGGGCAGCAUUGGCAGUACCAAUUUCCAGGAGGUCCGAGAGUUUCUGCAGACCGUGGUGUCUGGUUUGGACAUCGGUCCUGACAAUGUCCGCGUGGGUUUGGCACAAUACAACCAAGACCCUGUUCUAGAGUUCUCGUUGCUAGAACACAUGGAUAAGAACUCCCUGCUGGCCGAACUGGGUAACCUCCCCUACCUGGAGGGAGGUACACAGACAGGCGAGGCCAUCGACUUCAUCCGGACGCAGCUGUUCAACGAAAACGCAGGAAGCCGAGCGAGCCAGGGGGUGCCUCAGAUCGCCGUGGUCAUCACAGACGGAGUCUCCGGCGACGACGUAGUUCAGCCUGCUCUGCGCCUCAGAGAACACGGGGUCACCGUCUUCGCAAUCGGAGUGGGAGGAGCCAUUGUGAACGAGCUGGAUGCCAUCGCGAACCAACCGUCUGAGAACUUCCGAUUCUUGAUCGACAGCUUCCAAUCUCUUCAGAGCGUGAGCGAGGUUGUCCUGGAAAACAUAUGCAAUGCCAUUAACAACAAGUUUUCAAUUCCCGGCCCACCAGCAGCAUGUGUGAAUGCCACAGUGGCUGAUGUGGUCUUCUUGGUGGACAGUUCGGGCAGCAUUGGCAGUGUCAAUUUCCAGGAGGUUCGAGAGUUUCUCCAGACCGUGGUGUCUGGUUUCGACAUCGGUCCUGACAAUGUGCGCGUGGGUUUGGCACAAUACAACCAAAACCCUGUUCUAGAGUUCUCGUUGAUGGAACACUUGGAUAAGGACUCUCUGCUGGCCGAACUGGGUAACCUCCCCUACCUGGGGGGAGGUACACAGACGGGCAGGGCCAUCGACUUCAUCCGGACGCAGCUGUUCAACGAAAGUGCAGGAAGCCGAGCGAGCCAGGGGGUGCCUCAGAUCGCUGUGGUCAUCACAGACGGAGCCUCCGGCGACGACGUAGUUCAGCCUGCUCUGCGCCUCAGAGAACACGGGGUCACCGUCUUCGCGAUCGGAGUGGGAGGAGCCAAUGUGAUUGAGCUGGAGGCCAUUGCGAACCAACCGUCUGACGACUUCCGAUUCUUGAUCGACAACUUCCAAUCUCUUCAGAGCCUGAGCGAGGUUGUCCUGGAAACCAUAUGCGAAUCCAUUUCCAACCCGACACAAGUUCCCGGCCCACCAGCAUGUGUGAAUGCCACAGAGGCUGAUGUGGUCUUCUUGGUGGACAGUUCGGGCAGCAUUGGCAGUGCCAAUUUCCAGGAGGUCCGAGAGUUUCUCCAGAACGUGGUGUCUGGCUUGGACAUCGGUCCUGACAAUGUCCGCGUGGGUUUGGCACAAUACAACCAAGACCCUGUUCUAGAGUUCUCGUUGAUGGAACACAUGGAUAAGAACUCUCUGCUGGCCGAACUGGAUAACCUCCCCUACCUGGGGGGAGAUACACAGACAGGCGAGGCCAUCGACUUCAUCCGGACGCAGCUGUUCAACGAAAGCGCAGGAAGCCGAGCGAGCCAGGGGGUGCCUCAGAUCGCCGUGGUCAUCACAGACGGAGCCUCCGGCGACGGCGUAGUUCAGCCUGCUCUGCGCCUCAGAGACCACGGGGUCACCGUCUUUGCUAUCGGAGUGGGAGGAGGAGCCAAUGUGAACGAGCUGGAGGCCAUCGCGAACCAACCGUCUGACGACUUCCGAUUCUUGAUCGACAGCUUCCAAUCUCUUCAGAACGUGAGCGAGGUUGUCCUGGAAAACAUAUGCGAUGCCAUUACCGACCAGUUGCGAGCAUGUGUGGAUGCCACAGUGGCUGAUGUGGUCUUCUUGGUGGACAGUUCAGGCAGCAUUGGCAGUACCGAUUUCCAGGAGGUCCGACGGUUUCUCCGGACCGUGGUGUCCGAAUUCGACAUCGGUCCUGACAAUGUCCGUGUGGGUUUGGCACAAUGCAACCAAGACCCCUUUCUCGAGUUCUCGUUGCUAGAACACACGAAUAAGGACUCUCUGCUGGCCGAACUGGAUAACCUCCCCUUCAGGGGGGGAUGUACGGAGACAGGCGAGGCCAUCGACUUCAUCCGGACGCAGCUGUUCAAUGAAAACGCAGGAAGCCGAGCGAGCCAGGGGGUGGCUCAGAUCGCCGUGGUCAUCACAGACGGAGUCUCCGGCGACGACGUAGUUCAGCCUGCUCUGCGCCUCAGGCAACACGGGGUCACCGUCUUCGCGAUCGGAGUGGGAGGAGCCAAUGUGAACGAGCUGGAUGCCAUCGCGAACCAACCAUCUGAGAACUUCCGAUUCUUGAUCGACAGCUUCCAAUCUCUUCAGAGCGUGAGCGAGGUUGUCCUGGAAAACAUAUGCAAUGCCAUUACCGACCAGUUUUCAAUUCCCGGCCCACCAGCAUGUGUGGAUGCCACAGUGGCUGAUGUGGUCUUCUUGGUGGACAGUUCGGGCAGCAUUGGCAGUACCGAUUUCCAGGAGGUCCGACGGUUUCUCCGGACCGUGGUGUCCGGUUUGAACAUCGGUCCUGACAAUGUCCGCGUGGGUUUGGCACAAUACAACCAAGACCCUGUUCUAGAGUUCUCGUUGCUAGAACACACGAAUAAGGACUCUCUGCUGGCCGAACUGGGUAACCUCCCCUUCAGGGGGGGAUCUACAGACACAGGCGAGGCCCUUGACUUCAUCCGGACGCAGCUGUUCAACGAAAGUGCAGGAAGCCGAGCGAAACAGGGUGUCCCUCAGAUCGCCGUAGUCAUUACAGAUGGAGUCUCCACAGACGACGUAGUUCAGCCUGCUCUGCGCCUCAGACAACACGAGGUCACCGUCUUCGCUAUCGGAGUGGGACUCGUCAAUGUGACCGAGCUGGAUGCCAUCGCUAACCAACCGUCUGAGGACUUCCGAUUCUUGAUCGACAACUUCCAAUCUCUUCAGAACGUGAGCGAGGUUGUCCUGGAAAACAUAUGCGAAUCCAUUAACGACCAGUUGCCAGAUGAUGACAGUACAGAUACUACUGCCAGCAGCCAAGAUACGACUACCAGCAGCCGAGACGAUGGCAUCACAGAUACUACUGUCAGCAGCCAAGAUACGACUGCCAGCAGCCCAGACGAUGGCGUCACAGAUACUACUGUCAGCAGCCAAGGCGAUGACAGCACAGCUACUACUGCCAGCAGCCAAGCAUGUGUGAAUGCCACAGUGGCUGAUGUGGUCUUCUUGGUGGACAGUUCGGGCAGCAUUGGCAGUACCGAUUUCCAGGAGGUCCGACGGUUUCUCCGGACCGUGGUGUCCGAAUUCGACAUCGGUCCUGACAAUGUCCGUGUGGGUUUGGCACAAUGCAACCAAGACCCCUUUCUCGAGUUCUCGUUGAUGGAACACUUGGAUAAGGACUCUCUGCUGGCCGAACUGGAUAACCUCCCCUUCAGGGGGGGAUGUACGGAGACAGGCGAGGCCAUCGACUUCAUCCGGACGCAGCUGUUCAACGAAAGUGCAGGAAGCCGAGCGAGUCAGGGGGUGUCUCAGAUCGCCGUGGUCAUCACAGACGGAGUCUCCGGCGACGACGUAGUUCAGCCUGCUCUGCGCCUCAGACAACACAGCGUCACCGUCUUCGCUAUCGGAGUGGGAGGAGGAGCCAAUGUGACCGAGCUGGAUGCCAUCGCUAACCAACCAUCUGAGGACUUCCGAUUCUUGAUCGACAACUUCCAAUCUCUUCAGAGCGUGAGCGAGGUUGUCCUGGAAAACAUAUGCGAAUCUAUUACUAACCACAUCCAAGCAUGUGUGAAUGCCACAGUAGCUGAUGUGGUCUUCUUGGUGGACGGUUCGCGCAGCAUUGGCAGUGCCAAUUUCCAGGAGGUCCGAGAGUUUCUCCGGACCGUGGUGUCUGGUUUCGACAUCGGUCCAGACAAUAUCCGCGUGGCUUUGGUACAAUACAGCACCAACCCUUUUCUGGAGUUCUUGUUGCUAGAACACAUGGAUAAGAACUCUCUGCUGGUCGAACUGGAUAACCUCCCCUACCGGUUGGGAGGUACACAGACAGGCGAGGCCAUCGACUUCAUCCGGACGCAGCUGUUUAACGAAAACGCAGGAAGCCGAGCGAGCAAGGGGGUGCCUCAGAUCGCCGUGGUCAUCACAGACGGAGACUCCCAAGACGACGUAGUUCAGCCUGCUCUGCGCCUCAGAGAACACGGGGUCACCGUCUUUGCGAUCGGAGUGGGAGGAGCCAAUGUGAUUGAGCUGGAGGCCAUUGCGAACCAACCGUCUGAGGACUUCCGAUUCUUGAUCAACAACUUCCAAUCUCUUCAGAGACUGCGCGAGGUUGUCCUGGAAACCAUAUGCGAAUCUAUUACCAACCCCAUCCCAGUUACUGGCCCACCAGAUGAUGAAGACGAUCUCAUGAUUCAAGGAAGAGUGUACCUGCAUAUAAAAGCUCAGGUUAAUUUUACCCUGGGAGUUAAUGUGACAGAAAUCCUGCAACAAUUCAUCAUUAAUGCUACUCGUGAGUUCUGUGACGACUGCCAACUUGACUUUAAUUCUACAACGGUGACCCUCGACCAGUCACCCUGAUGGAGGUUUAACCUCUCCGCGUGCAAGAGAGGAGAAGCCCACUGUUGUUCCAGUUUGUCAAUCAUGGCGUGCGCUUGUAUGCACAGGGAUGACAUUAAUGCACGCUCAUGUGAACCUAUGACAAUAAAAGAGGUCAGCACU